AUGUUGCCGACGAGCAGCAAUAUUAUCAUCGUAGGUGCUGGAACAUGGGGCUGCUCCAUUGCCCUCGAGCUCGCUCGUCGCGGACACACCUCCAUCAAAGUCCUGGACGGCAGCUCCUUUCCCUCGCCCAUCUCCGCAGGAAAUGACCUUAAUAAGAUCGCGGAAGAGAGCAAUGAACCCUCCGAGUCUGACUCCCUCCAAGACUUCUUCUGGAAUCGACUGACCCAGCUUGCAAUGCAUGCAUGGAAAUUUGAUCCACUGUUCUCACCCUUUUACCAUGACACCGGUUUUAUCAUGGCCGCUGUUGGCGAUGAAGCCCACCAGCGUUGUCUAGAGUAUGCCAAAGGCGAGAAAGAUUUCCCAGCAGCCCUGAACACGAAACACGAUUUCCAGCAGACAAUGCCAGGAGGGUUGCUACAAGGCGACUUUCCAGGUUGGAGGGGCUUUUGGAAAAAGAAAGGCGCAGGGUGGGUGUUCGCUAGUGGAGCUCUACGAGCUAUGCAUCAAGAAGCCGUGAAAUUGGGUGUGGAAUUCGUAACUGCCAGCAUGGAGGGCAGUGUCGAAGAGCUACUGUAUACUUCGGAUAGUAGCGCAGUAUUGGGGGUAAAGACGAGGGACGGCACAAAGCACAAGGCUCGGCACAUCAUUGUAUCCGCUGGUGCGAACAGUGACCUGCUCUUAGACUUCAAGAGUCAACUUCGACCCACAGCCUGGACACUUGCACAUCUACCCCUCUCAGCCGAAGAAGCGAAGCAGUACCGGAACCUACCUGUGCUAUAUGGUGUGGAUCGCGGUUUCUUCAUCGAACCCGACACCGAGAGACACGAAAUAAAGCUCUGCGAUGAACAUCCGGGAUACAUCAAUCCUGUCAUCAACAACAGUGGCAAGAUGCGCUCCGUUCCGUUUGCGCGAAAACAGAUUCCGAGAGAAGCAGAAGCACGUAUGCGUCGACUUCUCUCUGACACAAUGCCACAGUUUGCAACCCGAGACUUGAGCUUCGCACGUUUAUGCUGGGACGUAGACACUGUGGAUCGUGUCUUUCUCAUCGACAAGCAUCCUGAUGUCCAAGGCUUGAUUGUAGCGGUCGGAGGAUCUGGAAAUGGCUUCAUGGCAUGCCCUGCAAUCGGCUCUCUGGUUGCAGAUAUAGUAGAGAACAAGAGUGAAGGGAAAAUGAAAGAGGCAAUGCGUUGGCGACCAGAGAUUUGCGCCGAGAGGGAUUUGUGGGAUGCGCAAGGGAGAUAUGGUGCUGAAGGGAAGGUUAUGGAUAUCCGACGGGUAACAGAGUGGACAACGAUAUGA
This is a messenger RNA of Alternaria ventricosa, 1299 nucleotides long. RefSeq lists its product as uncharacterized. The record is from RefSeq and is a predicted model, not a curated record. Lineage: Eukaryota; Fungi; Ascomycota; Dothideomycetes; Pleosporales; Pleosporaceae. The transcript has a single exon. Gene Ontology annotation, molecular function: sarcosine oxidase activity; flavin adenine dinucleotide binding; saccharopine oxidase activity. The coding region runs from base 1 to 1299 and encodes 432 amino acids.